UCUCUCUCUCUCUCUCUCUCUAUCUCUCAAUCAUAGCACUGAUCAAACUAUAUACUUCGUCCCUUCUGUCUCGCUUCUUUAACCAUUGAAGUCAUCCAUCCAUCUUUCAUCAUCUAUCAUCUACUCAUCUAUCAUCUACCAUCUAUCUCCUAUCAUACAUCACGCCCCUCUCAGCCUUGUCAGCUGCUGAUCGCCUAUCAACAAGUACAGCCAAUAUCAUUGCUAUUAAUAUUAGCUAAAUCGCUGUCUUGCUACGCCUGUUUACCCCUCUUGUCGUCUUGUUAGUCUAAUAACGAGUAAUAAGACGCGGCGCCAGGCUAGGCAAAACCCCAUAGCCUCGUCGAUCCUCCAAGAACCCAUUUUUUUUUUAAACGAAGCGACCAGACCCAGACCCUUGACACGGUGAACUAACUUACUCCCUGCCUGCCUACCCGCUUAGUUCAGACACAUUUAGCAGCUUAACUCCGACUUUGGGAGUCAUCGGCGGUUAUUAACCAUUGUUACUUAUAUAUUAUUAUUAUUAUCAUUAUUACAUUAUUUAAAGCGUGGAAAGUUUACGGAAACAUCCAAAGUUAUACCUAGUAACUUGUCUCCGGUCAACCAGUCACCAGUCACCAGUCACAGGUUCAUUCAUCCACCUGCCCGCCUGACAAAUCAAGCCGCCUCCCAGCAAACAGUACAUACAUACAUAGCAACCUCCAAUUCGCAGCGCUGGUUGGCUCUGGUUGGCUCUGUUGGUUCCCUUUUGGUCCCUUUGGCUUUGGUCCCUCACUGGUCAACUACAACUCACUGGUCAAGGUCAGGCCGCAAAACUCAGCCUUUUUCCGUCUGUCGCCUUCGCCCUUCACACGUAUUUCUUCUGCCUGGGGUGGACCCGGGAACGUCACUCACUCCUCCUCAUCCAUCACAUCCAUCACCUGUACCUUUCUUCCUUCUUCUCUUCAUCCAUCAUCGUUCUUCUUCUUCUUCUUCUUCUUUCUUGUGUCUUCUUCUUCUUCUUCUUCCUCCUCCUCCUCCUCUUCUUCUUCUUCAUCUUCAUCUUCUUCCUUUUAAUAUCACAAAUCAAACCACCCUUACGACACACGCCCUUCCUUUCUAUCUCCCUCACAUUUCAAUUCGGCCUAUUUCAUCAUCGCAAUUCGCCUAUCGCCAUCCGCAACUCAAUUCACACUCACCCACGCACACACAUACACACACAACCAUCUUGACACUUACAUUGCCAUGAAUCGUCUACCGCCCGUAUCUAGCCUAAUGUCGCCGCCAGAGGCAAAGCCUCUCGAUAGUUUCACUCGAUCUCUUUCGCCAUGCACCUCUAAACAGUCUUCGUUUGACGAGAAUAACACCCUUCCUCCCAUCUCUUCCCAUCGAAAACGCACCCAAUCCGAGAUGGAUCUACCCUCGCCACCCGUCACCCCGUACACAGGGAACAAGAAACAAAAGUCAAACGCCCACGAUCAGAUCGAGAAUGAUGCCUCUGUCGCUUCUUCGAAAGAUCCAGUCCUCUUCCCCAACAAUGAAACCGAUAUCCUGCCUGAUGAACCACUGUUUGGCCCGCAAUUGGCCCCCGUCGCUGAACGCCUCGUCGACAAACACAUGGAGAGCCAGAUGUUAAGAUUCCAAGACAAGAAGAACAAACCGACUCGCAGGGAAUACAUGUUCGCCUUGUCCUGCGUUCCCAUUGUCGGAAGGCAGUACAAUCGGAAUCCUGGUGCCUGGGCAAGGAAGGAAAGAGAAUUCUUGGACCGUCAACUUUCAGAGACUAAACGGGUUGGCCACGAGACCGCCAUGAAAUUGAAAAAGAUCGCUCCAGCGCCAGAAAAGCGGACCCCAACCGGUGGCGUACGGGCCCCACGACCGCGGCCAAGACGUACCCCCAAGUCCACUCCCAGACAACGAGUGUACGAUUCUUUCGAUGUCGCCACCUCUACACCAAAGCCUACUCGUGUUAUCGGAACCAAUCGCGAUGAUACAGACUACAGAUCUCUGCCUGACUACUGCCCUCCAGUCGAAACUCUUCGUGGAAACACAAAGGGCUUGAAGGCGGACUGGAAAGGCCAGAUGCUGGAUCUUAGUAAUGACCCAGACCGUCACCAACUUGACCCCGCAGAAGUGGGUCUGGCCGCCACCCUUCGCCUUUCCUGCGCUACCUAUCUAUGUAGCAAACGUCGCAUCUUUGAAGCACGCCUCAACGCCCUCCGCAUCGGUAAAGAAUUCCGCAAAACCGAUGCUCAGCAGGCUUGCAAAAUCGAUGUCAACAAAGCAAGCAAGUUGUGGACUGCCUACGAAAAGGUCGGCUGGUUCAAACCAGAGUACUUUCGACAGUAUCUGUGAUUCGCGCUACUUAAUUCCGUCUUUUCUACUUGAGUCGGUACCUAGGCCAGAGUGGGACAAUGAGAACUGAAAAUUGAAUUGAAUCGCUGAUUGAAUCUGUGAUAUCGCAUGGUUGUUAUUUUAUGAAACGGGAAUGGAACUCAUAUCUCCGCCAAGCCUGCUCCUUGCAUGAUGUGGGACUACUUUGACUACAUGUUUCCCCCCUCUCUUUUUUACGACUUGAAUGUUUUCCUAACGUUUUGUUUCGGAUCUCUUAUGCAUCAUGGGUUUUAAAGGUUCGAGUUUUCUGUUUUCAUUUCUCUAUUAUUGAUUUGGAUUUUCCCGUCCCUCUACUUAUCAAACACCCCCCGAACCGAGAUUAUCAUUUUGCUAUUGUUAUGCGGAGCAAGGUAUCAGCCGGCCUAUACUUUGUGUUUCAUGGUUCCACAUUGCAUUUGAUGAUAGUCUGGGGCAGGGCAAGUUACGACCUUAGCCCAUUUGUUUGGUUUAUUUGGCUUUUGCGUUCUUACGUUCUUACUUUGAUGAUUUGCCUUUUGUCAUCUUCGAUGGGGCGUAUUCUUUUGAUUCGCAUUUACGGGGAUUUUUUUUUUUUUUUUUGCGAAGGAAACGGAUGUGGGGGCGGGGAGGGAAAUGUUAGUUCGGACACGCGAGGGCUUUUCAUAUUUUGGCAUGUGCAUGUGCAUUGCAUGCACUUUACCAUACGGCAUUCCUUAACUUCUUUCUUUGUUCCCUUCGCUAGGUACAUUGGAGUGGCGUUCUUCAUCAUGUUGGGCAUUUUGUUUUGUCUUUCUGUCUGGGAUUUCUUUCUAUCUUUCCUGUCUAGGUUGGUUGGUUGGGAACCGGAUGAACAUUCAGAAUGAUUACAGGCCCUCGGCUUUUCAUUUUCAUUUUUUUUAUUAUUUUUUAUCAUGGCUUAGUGGCGACUGGCUUGGUUCAUAGCAUUUGAAAUACCCAAUACCCAAUAUGAAGUCUUUCCUUAACUAAUACCUUCUAUAUACAUAUCUUGCGUAGGUGCAACCCAGAAUAAUAAUCCCUCACACACCGCGUUGCAUUGGCUACUUCAGCCACCACCUACUCCAUGUCCAUGCUUCUUCAUAUCAGUAGUCUUCACCGGUCUUCUCUUUGACACACUUUAUGAGGCAGCCUA
Messenger RNA from Blastomyces dermatitidis ER-3, 3478 nucleotides. Its product is annotated as SWIRM domain-containing protein. The record is from RefSeq and is a predicted model, not a curated record. Gene Ontology annotation, biological process: regulation of transcription by RNA polymerase II; chromatin remodeling. Gene Ontology annotation, molecular function: protein binding; chromatin binding; transcription coactivator activity. Lineage: Eukaryota; Fungi; Ascomycota; Eurotiomycetes; Onygenales; Ajellomycetaceae. The coding region runs from base 1222 to 2331 and encodes 369 amino acids. Gene Ontology annotation, cellular component: SAGA-type complex; nucleus. The transcript has 2 exons.